AUGCCGCCGCAGGUGAGAACGUUGCCUCCCCAUCCACAGGGUCAACCGAAGAAUCCAACUGUUGAGAACUCCGAUUCCGACUCCGAGUACGAAUCCGAUACGGAUUCCGACUCUGUCCCGCCGCCGAAGAGCUCUGGGGUUCUUCACAACGUGAAGCCAAUCGCUUCCAAGCCCCAGCCUAAAGCUCAAGUGCGUACGGCGGCUCCUGGCUCUUCCUCAAAAUCUUCGCCGGCGACAAAGAGGGCGAGUGAAACUGAAAGGGAAGCAAAGGACUCCAAGAGGCAGAAAAAGGUGGUGGAAGGCGACGCAGAAGGCGACGGUAAGAACGAAUAUACGCCAAGAGUGCUCUUCCAGCGGCUAUGGGGUGAGAACGACGAGAUAGCAUUGUUGAAUGGGCUGAUCGAGUUUGCUGAGAAGAAAGGAGCUGAUCCCUUGAAGGACUUGGCGGUUUUUUAUGAUUUCAUCAAGCAGUCUGUUGCUGUGGAUGUGUCGCUGUCUCAAUUGAAGGAGAAAGUUAUCAGAUUGAGGAAGAAAUUCAAGAAUCACGCCAAAGGGAAGAAUGGUUUGGACAAGAGCUUUAGCAAAGCUCAUGACCAGAAAACUUUUGACCUGUCGAAAAUGAUCUGGGACAGCCAGGGAGAAUCUCUUCUAGGUCGAGUUGCUAUCGGUAAGUCAAGCGGAAAAGCGAAGAAGAGCAGUGGUGCUAACGGUGCAGGUAGCAGUAAAAGUGCAUCUAAGGAUGCUGAUUUGGGUGCAGCGAAUGGACAUGAAAAUGCAACUCGUGCUGCUUUGGGAUCAGGGAACGAAGGAGGGGAAACGAUGGAAAUCGGUGGGGUCAAUGAUCGGAAAGAUGGGUUAAUCUUUGAUUGGAGCCCAGCUGGUGCAGAAGUUGAGGCCUUUGUGGUGAACAAGGGAAUGGACAUGGUGGAUGGAUCGAAAAGAAACGAGCUUGCUAGAAGAUGGAAGGAGCUCGAUAUCGAAGCUUUGGAGCACUUUGUUAAGAGGAAACAAUUGAUCAUUGAUCAGGCUCAGUUGAUCCUGGACAGUAGCAGCAGCUAG
Linum tenue is the source of this 1059-nucleotide messenger RNA. Lineage: Eukaryota; Viridiplantae; Streptophyta; Magnoliopsida; Malpighiales; Linaceae. The record is from the annotation of a GenBank genome assembly.